Molecule: messenger RNA, 3555 nt
Organism: Tachysurus vachellii
Lineage: Eukaryota; Metazoa; Chordata; Actinopteri; Siluriformes; Bagridae
Product: vitamin D3 hydroxylase-associated protein-like
Exons: 16
Coding region: 101-1864 (587 amino acids)
Biological process (GO): fatty acid catabolic process
Molecular function (GO): amidase activity; fatty acid amide hydrolase activity
Source: RefSeq, a predicted model, not a curated record
CUAGUAAGAGCGAGUAAGAAGUUUUUGCGUUCAGUUCAAUUUCCGCUUGUAAUCUUCAGCGCAGCGGUGGAGCAUGUAAACGGAGGAGGUGAGCUGAGACAUGGAUGGUGAGAGGAAGAGUGUAGCAGUGGCUCUGCUCUGUGCUGCCGGUGUCAGUGUUUUGCUGCUGAAAUGGAGAGAACAACAGAAGGUGAAGAGGAAACUGCAGAGAGCCAGAGAGAAGAGAGAGAAGGAGGUCGGACAGGCAGAGAAAGCUGUCAACCGCUUUAAGACUCAGAACGCUGGUGUUGAUUUGAGCUCCAUCGUGACUCUCCCACUGGCUGAACUGAGUCAGAAGAUCAGAGGAGGAUCUCUACAACCUGACGCUGUGCUCCAUGCCUACAUAGAGAAGGCUCUGGAGGUGAACAGGGAACUGAACUGUAGCACAGCUGUCCUCAUGGAGAGCUUGAAACAACUGGAAGAAGUCGAGUCCCACAAAGAAGGCCUUCUCUACGGCAUUCCAGUCAGCAUCAAGGACAACGUGGAUUAUAAGGGCUACGACUCUACCUGUGGUGUACUGACUAAGCUUGAUGAUCCUGUCAUUAAGGACAGUGUGGUGGUUUCGGUGCUGAAGAAACAGGGUGCAAUCCCCUUCAUCAAAACUAACAUCCCUCAGGGUCUCCUCAACUAUGAAUGCAGUAACCCCAUAUACGGGAGGACGGUGAACCCCUGCAACCUGCAGAAGACCUGUGGAGGCUCUUCAGGAGGUGAAGGCGCUCUGAUCGCUGGAGGAGGAUCUAUUCUGGGGCUGGGAACCGACAUCGGAGGAAGCAUCCGCAUCCCAGCAUCCUUCUGUGGCAUCUGCGGCUUAAAACCCACAAACAACAGGAUAAGUUUGCAUGGUGUCAACUCCUGUGCAAAAGGCGGGAAAACGGCUCUGUCAGCUGUUGGUCCCAUGGCCCGUGAUGUGGAGAGUCUGGCUCUGUGUAUGAGAGCUUUACUUUGCACCGACAUGUUCACUCUGGACCCUACGGUUCCUCCGAUACCGUUCAACCAGCAGGUAUACGAGAGCUCGGAGCCCCUGAGGAUCGGUUACUAUGAGAACGACGGGUACUUUCAGCCGUCUCCGAGCAUGAGCAGAGCUCUACGAGAGACCAGAGAGCUCCUGGAACAAGCAGGACACACGCUGGUUGCGUUUAACCCUCCCCGGACAUUCACUGCUUUCCAUGAGUUAGUUCUGAGGGGAAACCUUGCGGACGCUGGUGCUACACUCCUACAGCACUUUAAAGAAGGCCCGGUCGAUCAGUGUCUGAAGUAUCAGGUGUCAUUCUGUGCUGUUCCUGUGUUUGUGAAGAAGUUGAUCUCACUGCUCCUCAGACCCAUCUAUCCACGCAUGGCUGCAGCAAUACACAGCAUCUGUGGAGUCAGCAGUGUAGCAGAUCUGUGGAAGCAACACUCAGAGGCUGAGGGUUAUAUCCAGGAGACGUUGGCUCAGUGGGAGAAGCUGGAGCUGGAUGUUCUGCUCUGCCCCAUGCUGGGACCAGCUUAUAACUUCAACUACACCGGAAAACAAAGCAGUGCUCUGACUUACACAGCUUUGUACAACGUGCUCAACUUCCCUGUUGGAGUCGUUCCUGUCACCGAAGUCACGGAUGAGGAUGAAGAACAGCUAAAACACUACACCGGGAACUACGGCGACCUCUGGGACAAGACCUUUAUCAAGGCCAUACGAGGCGGUGUGGGUCUGCCAGUAGCAGUGCAGUGUGUGGCUCGACCCUGGCAGGAAGAGAUGUGUUUACGGCUUAUGAGAGAAGUGGAAAAGCUCUGUGCUAAGAACAAGCACUCAAAAACACACCACUUCCCCUUUUCCACCGAGGCAGUUUGAGUGCUGGUUCGGAGCCUAAUUUAGAACCAGUUCUUUCUUUUUCGACAGCCAAAGCACCGGCUCUGAACCAGGAAAAGUGGUUCUUAAGAAGCACCAAAACGUUGCUGGUCUAGACUUAAGAACCGCUUGUGUCAGGGGCUGUGGGCGGAGCUGUGGGCGGGGCUACUGUUAGCGCAUUUGUAAAUGUACCUUAAGUAGGGGCUGGGGGCGGGGCUGCUGUUAGCGCAUUUGAUAAUGUACCUUAAGUAUACUAAUGUUUAACACACUUUUACUUUACCGCAAUAUGAUACAUUAUCAGCACACAUGAUAGUAAGUAGCUACAUGCUAAGGCUAACUUUUUUCUGUGUUAAUGAUAAAAUAACGUUAUGUACUUUCUCGAUUACAACCUCCGUUUAUACAGAUUACAUGGAGCUGCACGUACACGUUGCAUUCGCCGCGUUUGGGUGUUAAUGUAGGUUCACAAAGCAAUAAGCAUUAACAGUAAAGCAACAUCUGCCAUUGUUGUGUUUGUGUUUGCUGCUGCUGCGCUAACGUUGCUGUGUAACGUGACACGUGUAGACUCGGCUCUGUGACGGCUCUCUAGCCAGUGGAAAGGCAAACCGGUUCUUAGAAGGUUCACCAGUGGAACCAACUUUGAACCAGCACCAGUGCUAGCUCUGAACCAGCACCCAGUUCUUUUUGGUGGAAAAGGGGCAAAGGGUCUUGGUCAAGGGCCUGUUGGCAGUUUGGCAGCACUGGGGCACAAAACUCUGACCAGUAACUCAGAUCCUUAACCUAUGACCCACCACCAACCCUAAGUGUAGUCAACAUUGUGGUGUUAUCAUCUGUGAAGCUAUAUCUGCUUUACUUGUUAAAAAUAAAUAAAUAAAAACUGACACUUGCAUAAACUAAAGUCUUUUUACAAAAAAAAAAAUCAUAACAUUUAUCCAGUUUUCUUUCAUGAUUAUGAUGUAUUUAACUGAUUAUUUGAUCGUGUAGUUCACCCUUUAUACAGUCCAUGUAAAUGAGCUGUUAUCAUAGAACAUAACAUAUGCAUUAAUAUAAACCUGUCAUUGUUGUUAAAGACAGAACAACCGCUGGAGAUGCUGUUGUAGAAUGAUCGUUUAAUAUGGUGUAACAAAUUCCAGUACAGAGCUGUUGGUGUAAAUGGUGUGUGUUUGAUGGUCAAACACCUUUUCUUUUAUUCCUUUAACGAUCCUGAUUAGCAGAUCAGAACAAAUAAAAUUUAACCCUUUGAGUCAUUUCUUUGUUUAUUCAUCCAUGAAUAUUCACUACGAAUAUUGCUUUUUUUUGUGAUAUUUUAAUCAAGCCAUGUAUAAAUAUCCUGAAAAAAUUCUCCUUAAUGUCUCUAAAGCAUUAAAACAAGCUUAUAUUUAACAGCUCAUGGUGAAUAGUUUUUCUUUUAGUUUUGCACGUUAAACGGGAACUAACUUGAAGUAGCAAGUAACGUGAACUGAGGGCUGAAAAAUCGUUUGUUUUACAGCAUCAUAAUUCCUACACAACUGAGAAAAUUUAUUGAAAUAUCACUUAAGUUCAUUUGCUGCGAUCACAAAAACAAAUAUUUGGAGAUGGAUAUUAGAAAAAAAUAUAACAGAUAUUUCAGUAAAAUCAUGUGUAAAUGUUUCAUAUGAACAGAAGUGACUCGUGUGAUGAAACCAAAAUGCAGAUGUUAAUAAAUGCCAAUCAACAUG